Molecule: messenger RNA, 1359 nt
Organism: Rotaria sp. Silwood2
Lineage: Eukaryota; Metazoa; Rotifera; Eurotatoria; Philodinida; Philodinidae
Source: the annotation of a GenBank genome assembly
AUGCAUAUUCUAGAUAAAGAAUUUACAAUUCGAACCAAAUGUGUCGUCAAUGCUACCGGUCCAUAUACAGAUACAGUUCGACAAUUAGAUGAUCCAUCAUUACCUAAAAUUUGUCAACCAUCAGCUGGUGUUCAUAUUGUAUUACCUGAUUAUUAUAGUCCAACAAAUAUGGGUCUUCUUGAUCCAAAUACAUCCGAUGGACGUAUUAUAUUCUUUUUACCAUGGCAAAAACAUACAAUGGCUGGUACAACUGAUACACCUUGUGAAUUAUCUGAUUUUCCAUCACCGUCAACUGAAGAUGUUGAUUUUAUAUUAGGUGAAGUAAAACAUUAUCUUUCAUCUGAUGUACAAGUACGUCGUGGUGAUGUUUUAUCAGCAUGGGCUGGUAUUCGACCACUUGUUCUUAAUCCAAAUAAAAAAGAUACACAAUCAAUUGCAAGAAAUCAUAUUAUUCAUGUUAGUGAUUCAGGUCUUGUUACAAUUGGAGGAGGAAAAUGGACGACGUAUAGACAAAUGGCUGAAGAAACUGUUGAUCGAUGUAUAGAAUCAGCAAAUCUACAACCAAAAAGAGGUUGUGUAACAAAAGGUUUAAUGCUUAAUGGUGGUGAAAAAUGGACACCAACUUCUUAUAUUCGUCUUGUUCAAGAUUAUGGUCUUGAUACUGAGGUUGCUAUUCAUCUUUCACAUACAUAUGGUGAUCAAGCCUAUAAAGUAGCUGAUUUAUCAUCAUUAACUGGAAAACGAUGGCCAGUUAUUGGAAAACGUUUGCAUGAAGAAUUUCCUUAUAUUGAAGCUGAAAUAAGUUAUGCUAUAAAAGAAUAUGCUCGUACAGCUGUAGAUAUUCUUGCUCGACGUACACGACUCUCAUUUUUGAAUGUAAUUGCUGCUGAUGAAGCUCUUCCCAAUAUAAUACAAAUAAUGGCCAAAGAAUUAAAAUGGGAUGAAGAAAAACAAAAAGAAGAAACAGAUCGUGCUAAAAGAUUUUUAUUAGGUGAAAUGGGUCUUAAUUUAAAACGUGACAUGCGUCGUGAUGUACCAAUUAAUUUAACACGUGAAGAAAUGAGUUAUUAUAUGAAAUAUUUUCGUCAAAUUGAUGUUAAAAAUAAAGGAUUCUUAACAAUGACUGAUUUAAAACGACAUUUACAAGUAUCAAAUAAUGAUAUAUCUGAUGAUGAAUUUCGAAUAUUAAUGGGUGAAAUUGAUCAAAAUCAAAAUGGAAUUAUUGAAACAGAAGAAUUUCUUCAAUUAAUGAGUGCAAUUAAAUCUGGUGCAGUGUCAACGAGUCAUUUUGUGAAAGCUGCGCGAAUAGAUAAAAUCAAAAAAAAUCCAUCACCGGAACGAAGUGGUGGUGGUAUUUAA